Messenger RNA from Camarhynchus parvulus, 1423 nucleotides. It is a transcript of the gene CA6, whose product is annotated as carbonic anhydrase 6. NCBI's taxonomy places the organism in Eukaryota, Metazoa, Chordata, Aves, Passeriformes, Thraupidae. The transcript has 8 exons. Gene Ontology annotation, molecular function: zinc ion binding; carbonate dehydratase activity. The record is from RefSeq and is a predicted model, not a curated record. The coding region runs from base 95 to 1423 and encodes 442 amino acids.
CCCCAUUGACAUCCAGAGGAGGAAGGUGAGGUACAACCCCCUGCUGCAGCUGGAGCUCGGUGGCUACGAUGAGCCCUUGCAGGGGCAGCUCAGGAUGACCAACAAUGGCCACUCUGUUCAGAUCGACUUACCACCCACCAUGAACAUCUCCAGAGGGCUCCCAGGUGUGUACACAGCUGUCCAGAUGCACCUGCACUGGGGAGGGCUGGACCUGGAGAGCAGCGGCUCGGAGCACACCAUCGAUGGCAUGCGCUACUUCGCCGAGCUGCACAUUGUCCACUACAACUCUGCUAACUACUCCAGCUUUGAAGAAGCCAAGGACAAGCCCCAGGGGCUGGCUGUGCUGGCCUUCCUGUACACGGAUGGGCACUUUGAGAACACCUACUACAGUGAAUUCAUUUCCAAACUGGCAAGGAUCAGGUUUGCAGGUCACUCCACAAGUCUCAGCUCCCUGGACAUCCAAGCCAUGCUGCCAGAAAACCUCUCCCACUUCUACAGGUACCAGGGCUCCCUGACCACCCCCCCGUGCUCCGAGAGCGUCAUCUGGACCAUCUUCCACUCCCCCAUUGUCCUGUCCCACACUCAGGUGCAGCUCCUGGAGAACACGCUGCUCGACUGGCACAACCGCAGCCUGCGCAACGAUUACCGGCACGCGCAGCCGCUGUGGGGCCGCGUGGUGGAGGCCUCCUUCCGAGCCCAGCAGGGCCAGGCACAGUGUGAUCCAGAGGAAUUCACCCUCAGGCUGGACCAAAUCCAGAUGCAGCUCCAGGACAUGAAGAGAGAGUUGCUGAAUGGACUGAGCCACACAGAUACGAAACCCAGCACCUUUCCAGCUUUCUACUUCCCUGUGGAAAACAUUGAGAGCUUUGUGGAGGUGCACCCCCUCCGUGCCAUGUCCCUGCAGGCCUUCACACUGUGCUUCUGGAGCCGAGCCCAGCCCCUGGGCAGCCAGACCAUCCUGUCCUACUCCACUGGGGAGAGCGAGCACGAGCUGGAGGUGACCGUGGGCACGGAGCUGGGGCUCUGGCUAGGAGGGCACUUCCUCAGCUUCCCCCUGCAGCACGGGGCCCAGGGCUGGCUGCACCACUGCGUGACGUGGGCGUCCCCGGAGGGAACGGCCACGCUCUGGCUCAACGGGGCAGCUGGCAAAGCCAGGAGCAUCCAGAAGGGCUAUGUGAGCCGGGCUGGGGGCACACUGCUCCUUGGCAAGGCCAGGGACACUCUGCUGGGCACGUUCUCCAACGGCUUUGCAGGCUGGAUGAGCCAGGUGAACCUGUGGAGCAGAGUGCUCAGUGGCACCGAGGUUCGGGCGCUGGCGCUGUGCAAAGCGGGGCAGCCCACGGGGGAUGUCAUAGCCUGGGGACAAACGCCCAUGGCCCUCCUCGGGGGGGUCCUUCUGCAGCCUGACACCAGCUGCCAGUGA